Fraxinus pennsylvanica is the source of this 438-nucleotide messenger RNA. The record is from the annotation of a GenBank genome assembly. Lineage: Eukaryota; Viridiplantae; Streptophyta; Magnoliopsida; Lamiales; Oleaceae.
AUGGAUUUCCAUAGCAACCUUAAACAAGAAAUAUAUGCAAAGAACGUUUUCUUGUACGAUGAAUUUGAAGAAGAACGUGAAGAGGAUGACGAUGUUUUCUUCUGUGAACUUAGAAGGCAAGUUUUGCUAUUAACAGAAGAAGAUAGUGAUGAUGAAGAAUUACACGAAAACAGAAAUAGUCCAAACAUGGCCGAGGAUCGUAAACACGGUUCAAUUCCCAUGCCAUCUUCUGUAAAACCAUCUGGAUGUUUUUAUAAUUGGUCAGGGAAUAAAGAGGAUUAUGCAGCACCUGCAUGGAUAUUGAACUUGUGGAGAACUGGCAAUGGAACUGGUGUUUUCAUUCCGCAUAUCAUCCAGUCGAGAAGGAAAAAUAAACCAAGAAGGAAGAAGAAGAAUGAGAGAGGAAGAACAUAUGGGCAGGUAGAGAAGAUGAAUUGA